Messenger RNA from Ruditapes philippinarum (Manila clam), 408 nucleotides. Lineage: Eukaryota; Metazoa; Mollusca; Bivalvia; Venerida; Veneridae. The record is from the annotation of a RefSeq genome assembly.
AUGUUAAUGUUUCUUACUUUUUUAAUCAGGUUUUUUAUUACUUUAGUAUAUUUAGAUUUAGGUCUUAUUAGUAGUUAUUUAGGAAAAGAGUAUUCUUGGUUAUUUGAUGGGUAUAGUUUUAGGACUAGGGUUUUUUUGGUAUUUUUAAUAAAAGUCUUAUGAAUCUUUGUUAUCUUUCAAUUAGUAAAGUAUUUAAGUUACAGAAUAAGUUGUCGACAUUUAUAUACCAUAAAAAGUUCUCAUAGGCACGUCCCUCAUUCUUCUAUUAAAAUUUUUAUGUAUUUAAAAGUUUUAAAAGUAGAUCUUUCAGAAGAUUAUAAAAGUCAUCUUGUUAGUUUUUGUUUUAUUGUGAAAAAGGGUGAUGAUUUAAAAAUAUCUAAAGUUUUCUCUAUUUGGUUUAAAUUUUAG